This is a messenger RNA of Zychaea mexicana, 1302 nucleotides long. RefSeq names its product Threonyl/alanyl tRNA synthetase. The transcript has 4 exons. Gene Ontology annotation, biological process: alanyl-tRNA aminoacylation; regulation of translational fidelity. NCBI's taxonomy places the organism in Eukaryota, Fungi, Mucoromycota, Mucoromycetes, Mucorales, Lichtheimiaceae. The record is from RefSeq and is a predicted model, not a curated record. Gene Ontology annotation, molecular function: alanine-tRNA ligase activity; Ser-tRNA(Ala) deacylase activity; nucleic acid binding. Bases 1 to 1302 code for a protein of 433 amino acids.
AUGUCACCCAUAACAGCAACAACAACACAGGUCCCAGUUGGCGAGAUCCAUUGCCAACAAAAUCCCUACAGUCGAGAAUUACAAACUACUUGUAUCGAAUGCUCCGAAAAGCCGGACAAAAAAGGGUUUUAUCAGGUCAAACUCCAUGACACAGUCUUGUUUCCCGAAGGCGGUGGUCAGCCCUUUGAUACUGGCUUUAUCGACGAUAUCCAAGUUUACAACGUACAGCGCAAAAAGCUGGAGCAUAUCCAUUACACCAAGCAGCCUGUUCCUGUAGGGAAACAAGUGCUUGUCAAGCUUGAUUGGGAACGUCGAUGGGACCACAUGCAACAACACAGUGGGCAGCAUUUGCUUACAGCUGUUUUGGAACAAGCUCCUUAUAGCGUUGACACUGGCUCAUGGAACCUUGGCGCCACUAAAUGUUUUAUCGAGCUCCAAACCGGCGAAGCAAAGAAACAACGCAUGCCCACACCAGAAGAACUCGUCAUUGUCGAAAUACGUGUCAACCAACUCAUUCUUGACGCCGUUCCCGUCAUUGUACACACCGAAUCCUUUGACGAAUCCAGCAAACCCGAAAGUCUACCCGACGAUUAUGUUGGCGGUGGCACUAUUCGUCGCGUCGAGAUCCAAAACCUGGAUUUGAAUCCCUGCUGUGGCACACACGUCGCACACACCGGCCAUUUACAAUCCAUCAAAUUGUUACACACGGAAAAGGCGCGCGGCGGCAAUACACGUUUGUUUUUCCUUGUUGGACAGCGUGUGACGGACACGUUGGGUACAUCGUUGAACGUUUCGCGACAAUUGAACAACUUGUUGUCGGUGCCGCAAGAAGCGUUUGUGGAAAAUGUCGCACGGCUGCAACAAGCGCGAUCUGCGAAUCAAAAGACUGUAAAACGAUUGAUGGGCGAGUUGGCAGGUUAUGUUGCUGCAGAGAUCGGUCGACGUAUCAACAAGGAGGAUACCGAUGUGGUGAUGUUGUAUCGUGAGGAUGCCGAUAUGGAGUUUUUGCAGACGAUUCAAUUGGCCAUUCGCGAUCAGAAUAUACUACUUGGUGGUGGUGGUGGUGAUGGCGCCAGUAAUAGCAAUAAGGUGGUCGUAUUGGCUGCAGGUGAAAAGCAUUUGGGCGGACCCAUGAUGAUUGCUGCGAGCAACGAUGGUGCAUUGCAGCAGGUGGCCAAGACAGUAACUGCUGCUUUGGAUAUCAAGGGUGGUGGCAAAGGACGAUGGCAGGGCAAGGCCAAGAAUUGGAAGGGCAUUGAUGAGUUGCAAAAACAGCUGGAUCAGUUGAAGAUCAAUGCUUAG